Messenger RNA from Rubroshorea leprosula, 1551 nucleotides. The record is from the annotation of a GenBank genome assembly. Lineage: Eukaryota; Viridiplantae; Streptophyta; Magnoliopsida; Malvales; Dipterocarpaceae.
UUUUGUUAUAUAAAAUAAUAAACCCAUAAAAACUUCUCUUAAUUUCCCUCUCUCACUAUAUUGCUCCCUCACAACACCCAACCAUCUCUUCCUCUUCGUCUUUUUCUUCUUCUUCUUCUUCUUCUUCUUCUCUUUGAAUACUUUCUAGCAUGAAACUUCAGUUCUUUAGCCGUGUCCGCCGUUUUUUGCAAUCCAAAGCAGCCCGUAAAAGAUGUGGGGCGUCAUCUGAUCAUCUAGAAAAAUCCAGAACCAUGAACGUCAUAGAUAAAGAAGCAGAGGCCACCGAGGGAGAUCCGGAAGGUGAUCGUCCUCAAGAGGAUGACUCCGUGGUGUUGCAAAAAUCCGUUAAGAGACUUCACUUCGGAAGCUGGGAGGAAAAGGAGAAAGCGGCCAAGGAAAUAGAGAGACUAGCUAGAGAAGAUGUUAAGUCAAGGAAAUUGAUGGCGGAGCUCGGCGUCAUACAGAUGCUUGUGUCCAUGGCAGCCUCCGACGUGUCUGGCCGGCAACAGGCCGCCCUCAAGGCCUUGAUCGAGCUUGCAAACGGAACUUUCACGAACAAGGCACUCAUGCUAGAGUCAGGAAUUCUAUUAAAACUACCAAAGAGAAUUGAUGUUGGAGAAGAAUUGACAAAGGGUUUGUUUGCAGAAUUGGUAUUGUCAUUAUCUUCAAUAGCAAACACUCGAUUCUCGUUAGCCGCGGGUUCAUCUGAGAUUCUCCCUUUUGUCAUUGGAAUUCUGGGGUCAGACUCCAAGGCAGAAAUCAAAGAUUUGUGUUUAGGCACUCUGCACAACCUCUCUUCUGAGCUAGAAAAUGCUGGACCUUUGGUUUCCAAUGGGGCAGUGCACACACUCUUAAGCCUUUCCUCAAUCAAACAACUCUCUGAAAAAUCCCUUGCAACAUUAGGGCACUUGGUGGUGACAUUAAUGGGAAAGAAGGCAAUGGAAGAUAGUUCAAUGGUGCCAGAGAGCCUAAUAGAGAUUUUAACAUGGGAUGAUAUGCCAAAAUGUCAGGAAUUAUCAGCUUAUAUUCUGAUGAUUUUAGCUCAUCAAAGUUCCACGCAGCGUGAGAAAAUGGCUAAAGCAGGGAUAGUCCCUGUGCUUCUUGAAGUAUCCUUGUUGGGAAGUCCUCUAGCUCAAAAGAGGGCAAUGAAGCUGUUGCAAUGGUUUAAGGAUGAAAGGCAAGAAAGGAUGGGGCCACAUUCUGGGCCACAAACAGGAAGGAUUAUUGCGAUGGGGUCUCCAGUGAAUCCAAGAGAGGCGCAGGAAGGGAAGAAGAUGAUGAAAAGUUUGGUGAAGCAGAGUCUGCAUAAGAACAUGGAAAUGAUUACACGACGAGCCAAUGCAGCUGCUGAGUCGUCUAAGCUGAAGUCCUUAGUCAUCAGCACAAGUUCUAAGAGUUUGCCUUAUUGAGUAUUUUUCAUCAUUUUUUUUUUAGUUCAAUUAGGGAUGCAAUUUUUUUGCACGAAGGGAUGCAUUUCUUGUGCAGUAGUAGCUCAUGGUUGUAUAUCAUUACUAAUAAAAUUACAAUUUUCAGUAAAUGGAGGAAAACAAU